Molecule: messenger RNA, 2260 nt
Organism: Lepisosteus oculatus (spotted gar)
Lineage: Eukaryota; Metazoa; Chordata; Actinopteri; Semionotiformes; Lepisosteidae
Gene: ears2
Product: glutamyl-tRNA synthetase 2, mitochondrial
Biological process (GO): glutamyl-tRNA aminoacylation
Cellular component (GO): mitochondrion
Molecular function (GO): tRNA binding; ATP binding; zinc ion binding
Source: RefSeq, a predicted model, not a curated record
GGGUAGUAUUUGUGAUUGACAGCAUCAGGACCCAUUAACUUCCAACAGCUUCACCAACCUUUAUGCAACAUUUUCUUGAACACAUGGAGGAGUGUGCCAGCAAUACAUUGAUAAUACAGUAUGUUACCAUAUAGCAUUUUUUUACACAUUACGCGUUUUUGCAGUUCACUUUGCUAUUAUUCAGUUUUAAAACGCUGCAAUUUAUGCACUUGCGCGAGGUCUGGGAAGGGUAUAUGGACGACAAAAGAACACCGAAGAAGAUUGGGAUCCGAGGCCUCUUCAACCCGGCGUGAAGCAGGCGAUGCAAUCGACAGUGCAGGGUCUGCUGGAGGUUACGCGAGGUCUUUGUCUACCAACAGCAGGGACGUGAGGGUGCGGUUUGCGCCAAGUCCUACAGGUUUCCUACACCUGGGAGGAUUGCGCACUGCUCUCUAUAAUUACAUCUUUGCUAAAAAGCAUGGGGGCAGGUUUGUGCUGAGACUGGAAGACACAGAUCAAAGCAGACUGGUCCCUGAGGCAGCGGACAGGAUCGAGGACAUGCUGGAGUGGGCAGGGAUACCACCUGAUGAGAGUCCACAUAAGGGAGGCCCAUUCGGACCUUACCAGCAGUCCCAGAGGCUGGAGCUCUAUCAGGAGGCUGCACAGGCCUUAGUGGCAAAAGGAGCCGCCUAUUACUGCUUCUGCAGCCCUCAGCGGUUGGAGCUGUUGAAAAAGGAGGCCAUCAGGAACAGACAGACCCCACGGUAUGAUAACAGGUGCAGACACCUGGAUCCGGAUCAGGUAAAGGAAAAGCUUAUGCAGAAGCAGCCUCACGUGAUCAGGUUCCGCCUGCAGGAGGGAGUGGAGCCCUUCCAGGACAUGGUGUUUGGGUGGAAUAGGCAUGAGGUAGCAGCCGUGGAGGGGGAUCCGGUGAUCCUGAAAACGGAUGGCUUCCCCACCUACCAUUUGGCCAAUGUAGUGGACGACCAUCACAUGAUGAUCACCCACAUUCUGAGAGGGACAGAGUGGCUCAUCUCCACAUCCAAACAUCUGCUGCUCUACAAGGCUUUUAACUGGGAGCCACCUUCUUUUGCACACCUGCCUCUGCUGCUGAACAAAGAUGGUAGCAAGCUCUCCAAGCGGCAGGGCGAUAUCUUUAUAGAGCAUUUUGCCAAGUUAGGGUAUUUACCUGAGGCUCUGCUUGACAUGAUCACCAAUUGUGGAUCGGGAUUUGUGCAAAAUCGGCUGGGGAGAACAUUGGAUGAAAUGAUUGCUGAAUUUGAUGCUACAAAACUAACAACCCAUUCUGCUUUGCUGGAUCUGGAGAAACUUCCCGAAUUUAAUAGGAUUCAUCUGUUCCAGAGAAUCAGUGAUGAUGACAAGCAACACAAGCUUGUUAAAGAUCUACAGAGUUACUUAAUGCAGGCAUAUGGCGAGCAGAUACAUGAUAAGGAUGUUUUGGAUAGUGAAUACAUUGAGCGCAUUCUUCAGUUGCGAAAGGGACACAUAACUUGUAUUCAAGACCUGGUGUCUCCCUCAUACUCCUACCUGUGGCUGCGGCCCUGUGUUUCACGAGAACAGUUACAGGAUAUUUCUGUGGAAGCUGAAAGUAUUAUCACACUAAUCCUGGAAUUAAUUCAGAACCAGACUGCAGACUUUAGCCCGGAACACCUUAACUUGGAAUUGAAGGCAUUGCAAAAAAGGACAAAGGAAACUAAAUAUAGCGCUAUGAUGAAGUUUCUCCGACUAGCACUUAGUGGACAAAAGCAAGGACCAAGUGUUGCUGAAAUGAUGGUCUCUCUGGGACCAAAAGAAGUGUGCCACCGUUUACAGAGAGCACUGAACUCCUAAUGGUAUGUAUCAUCAAAAAUGAAUUUAUAUUAACAUCUUCAUGGGUGGCACAGUGGUUAGCUUUGCUGCCUCACAGCGUUGGGACCCUGGACUAGGAUGCUGGCUGUAUGUAUCUAGUUUGUAUCUGACUAUAUCAUCUAUUAGUAUUUGCAUUGGUUUCCUCCCACAGUCCAAAAACAUACUGGUCCGUUAAUUGGCUUCUGGGAAGAGUCUUUAUGUGUGUAUCUGUAAGUGCCCUGCCAUGUUAGAUGAACUGAAUGAGUUCAGUUAGAAAAUGGAUGGAUGGAUUAACAGCAUCACCUUUGGUUUAAUACUGUAUAUAAGGCUUUGCAAAUAUUUCCUUUUGAAUUUAUUUUUUAUUAUAACAAGAUGUAAAUAGAUGUAAAUUCUCCAGUUUCUGUAUUUAAAUAAAAAUUGUAAGGAAAAUAAA